This is a messenger RNA of Guillardia theta CCMP2712, 777 nucleotides long. It is a transcript of the gene Lhcr15, whose product is annotated as light-harvesting Chl a protein 15. Gene Ontology annotation, cellular component: membrane. The transcript is spliced from 3 exons. The coding region runs from base 18 to 722 and encodes 234 amino acids. The record is from RefSeq and is a predicted model, not a curated record. NCBI's taxonomy places the organism in Eukaryota, Cryptophyceae, Pyrenomonadales, Geminigeraceae. Gene Ontology annotation, biological process: photosynthesis, light harvesting in photosystem I; response to light stimulus.
CGUUCCCACACACCGCCAUGCUCCGAUCAACCAUCUUGGCUGCCGUCGCUGCCUCCGCUGCCGCCUUUACUGCGCCAGCUGGCUUCCUCAGGCCCUCUGCUCGCGUUGCUGCCAAGAAUGGCCCUACCAUGCAGCUGUACAGGGAUGGACAGCUCCAGGGACUUGGCGUGAUCGCCAUCCCGGGAACUGAGCGCCCCAAGAACUUGGAUGGAACCCUCGUUGGAGACGUCGGCUUUGACCCGCUCGGAUUCUCUAAUUGGCUCAACCUGUAUUGGGCCCGCGAGGCCGAGAUCAAGCACGGACGUGUUGCCAUGCUUGCCGCGACCGGAAUGAUCGUGCAGGACUUGUACAAGUUCCCCGGAGUUCAGAAGACCUUCGGUGAUGCCGCCAUGAUGAAGCUCCACAACCUCGCCGUUGAGCAGGGAGCCAUGCAGCAGCUCCUGCUCUGGUUGGGUCUCCUUGAGAUCCUCACCGGCCUCCCCGCCGUCAUCCAGGGCCUUAAGGGCUCCGAGCGCACCCCUGGUGACUUCGGAUUCGAUCCCCUCGGCUGCGGCCGCAACCCCGAGACUCUCGCUCGCCGCCAGCUCACUGAGCUCAAGAACGGACGCCUUGCCAUGAUCGCUGUCGGCGGCAUGGUUCACCACUACCUCCUCGUCGGCCGCGGACCCAUCGAGUUCAUCAAGAACAUCCCCAACUUCAAGAACCCCCUCCCCCCUUUCUAAGUCGCUGUAGCAGAUUUUUAGGCGUUGAUUUAUUGAAAUAGUCACUCAAAACUGA